GAAGAGAUGCUGCUGGGCCGGAAGGCCGCCGGCGCUCAUCCACAGCUUUUGCUCGAACUCCCUCCUCCUCCUCACUCCGCCGUCUCCUGGAUUCACCCCAACGACGCAAACUUGGAUUCUGAGCAUUUGUAGAAAAAUUGCCUGGAUUUGGAGAGGAAGACUGGACUCAGAAUCUUCCCAGGCCUUGAAAGUUCAUCUGUGACCUGAGACAAUCCAAGGAGGUAGAAGACAUAUUGAAAAGACCAAAAGAAGGAAGGAAAGAAGACCUAGAGAUAGAACUAAAAGUGAACACUACUUCUCUUGGGUUCUUGGAUUAAUUCUGUACAUCUCCUCAGGAUGAAAGUUCAGACAUUUUGGGUGUUUUUUUGAAGACCACGAUAACAAAGGUGCAUUCUCGAAUAGAAAAGUUUGGAUGGGAUCAAAAAUGAAUCUCAUCCAACACUCUCACUUACCUGCCACGGAUGAAUUUUCUCUUUCUGACAAUUUAUUCGGUGUACUAACAGAACCAACAGCGGGUCCUCUAGGACAGAAUCUGGAAGUGGAAUCAUACUCACAAUACAACAAUAUUCAGUUUCCCCAAGUUCAGCCACAGAUUUCCUCAUCAUCCUAUUAUCCCAACCUGGGUUUCUACCCCCAGCAGCCCGAAGAAUGGUACUCCCCUGGAAUAUAUGAACUCAAGCCAAUGCCAGCUGAGACUCUCUACCAGGGGGAGACUGAGGUAGUAGAGAUUCCUGUAACAAAGAAGGCCCGAAUGGGUGCGUCAGCAGGGAGAAUAAAAGGAGAUGAGCUAUGUGUUGUUUGUGGAGACAGAGCAUCUGGAUACCAUUACAACGCACUGACCUGUGAGGGGUGCAAAGGUUUCUUCAGGAGAAGCAUUACCAAAAACGCUGUGUACAAGUGUAAAAACGGGGGCAACUGUGUGAUGGAUAUGUACAUGAGAAGGAAGUGCCAGGAAUGCCGACUAAGGAAAUGCAAAGAGAUGGGAAUGUUGGCUGAAUGUAUGUAUAGAGGCUUGUUAACUGAAAUUCAGUGUAAAUCUAAACGCCUGAGAAAAAACGUGAAGCAGCAUGCAGAUCAGAUCAUUAAUGAAGACAGCAAAGGACGUGACUUGAGACAAGUGACCUCAACAACCAAGUCAUGCAGGGAGAAAACUGAACUCACCCCGGAACAACAGAAUCUCCUACAUUAUAUUAUGGAUUCAUACAGCAAACAGAGGAUGCCUCAGGAAAUCACAAAUAAAAUCUUAAAAGAAGAAUUCAGUGCAGAAGAAAAUUUUCUCAUUUUAACGGAAAUGGCUACCAGUCAUGUGCAGAUUCUUGUAGAAUUCACAAAAAAACUGCCAGGAUUUCAGACAUUGGACCAUGAAGAUCAGAUUGCUUUGCUGAAAGGGUCUGCAGUUGAAGCUAUGUUCCUCCGUUCAGCAGAGAUUUUCAAUAAGAAACUUCCAGCUGGACAUGCUGACUUGUUGGAAGAGAGAAUUCGAAAGAGUGUCUGUUACCUGCUUGAGGAUAAUUCCCAGCACCAUCACAUUGUGUAUAUUAGAUGUGCAAAAAUUGGUAUCUCUGAUGAAUAUAUAACACCAAUGUUUAGUUUUUAUAAAAGUGUGGGAGAAUUAAAAAUGACUCAAGAAGAGUAUGCCCUGCUGACAGCAAUUGUUAUCCUCUCUCCAGACAGGCAAUAUAUAAAGGAUAGAGAAGCUGUGGAGAAGCUGCAGGAACCCCUACUUGACGUGCUGCAGAAGUUGUGCAAGAUCCAUCAGCCGGAAAACCCUCAGCAUUUUGCCUGCCUCCUGGGCCGCCUGACUGAGUUGCGGACAUUCAAUCAUCACCACGCAGAGAUGCUGAUGUCAUGGCGAGUCAAUGACCACAAGUUCACCCCACUUCUCUGUGAGAUCUGGGAUGUGCAGUGACGAGUGUCCCCGGGGCAGGGCCUGCCUCUCCAGUUUCCUCGUGUUAUAAAUCUGAUGUAUAACUUUCCUUUAUUUCAUUUGUACCUGGUUUCACACAAGAAUUUUGAUGAAUAUUUAUGCAGUAAUUAUAUAACUUCCACAACUGUAAAUAGGGGGCUAGGCAGAAUUACUUUCUCUACUUUGUAUUUUACGUGGCUUCAGGGAAUCUUUUGUUCUAAUUGGCAUGCCCUGUUUGCCUAAUAAAAGUGAUCAUUAUUUCAAUUCUAUAUGUUGAAAUAGGGAAAAAUCUCAUUUUGCUCUUCAUCUUCCCUUAUUGCAUAUAUUUUAUUAAACAGUUGUGUGCACUUUUGACAAUAAACUGAACAUAAUGGCAACACGCUUUCAUUUGGGAACAGAAUUUGAAAAAAUAUACAAACAAUGGUAUGCUAUUGAGCCUGAGGGGAUGAUUCAUAAAAUGAUAAACUCUCACAGCACAAACGGUACAUUUUUCAUCCCUGGGGAAGCCCUGGUGAAGAGUCACUCAUUUGUGGUAGUCCUCUGAUCAUUUCAUUAUCUUCGAUGUUCACAAAGAAUAGCAUACAGAAAAGUUAAUGAUUGUCAGAUAAAAUAUCCACAGUGCAUAUUAGUUACGCUUUUAGGGGGAAUACUUCCCAUAGUCAAUGUCUUGAAGCAGCAUUUUCAAAUUCUGGAUAUGCAAAUAACUCCAAUGAUGGGACAUUUCCUUUCUCUCUCUGAAAAGUUCUCACU
Molecule: messenger RNA, 2656 nt
Organism: Pteronotus mesoamericanus
Lineage: Eukaryota; Metazoa; Chordata; Mammalia; Chiroptera; Mormoopidae
Gene: NR1H4
Product: nuclear receptor subfamily 1 group H member 4
Exons: 12
Coding region: 413-1909 (498 amino acids)
Biological process (GO): bile acid signaling pathway; positive regulation of transcription by RNA polymerase II; negative regulation of transcription by RNA polymerase II
Molecular function (GO): RNA polymerase II cis-regulatory region sequence-specific DNA binding; nuclear receptor activity; bile acid binding
Source: RefSeq, a predicted model, not a curated record